Colletotrichum truncatum is the source of this 1065-nucleotide messenger RNA. RefSeq names its product RRM domain-containing protein. NCBI's taxonomy places the organism in Eukaryota, Fungi, Ascomycota, Sordariomycetes, Glomerellales, Glomerellaceae. Gene Ontology annotation, cellular component: mRNA cleavage and polyadenylation specificity factor complex. The record is from RefSeq and is a predicted model, not a curated record. Gene Ontology annotation, biological process: mRNA alternative polyadenylation. Gene Ontology annotation, molecular function: mRNA binding.
AUGGCUGAGGAGGAAUUUGAGAUCGAUAUUUACGGUGAUGCGCCCCAGGAUCACCAAGAUGGUAACAAUGAGGCAUAUGAUGGGCAGCAAGCCAAUGGGCAUGUCGACGACCACCCUGACGAACAGAAGCAAGACCACCAAGAAGAGUACCACGAACAAAACGAGCACCAAGACCAGCAAGAUGCGACUGCCCCUCAGCAAGGUGUCAAGAGAAAAGGUGAUGAUCGACUGGUCGAUCCUGGCGCGACGACAGCCAUUAUGAUCUCGGACCUCAACUGGUGGAACACCGAUGACGACAUUAGGGGGUGGUGCAGGGAAGCCCACUGCGAGGAUGAGCUCAAGGACAUAACGUUUAGUGAACACAAGGUCAACGGCAAGAGCAAGGGCCAAGUCUACGUCGAGUUCGCAUCGCAACAAGCAGCAACAGCUGCCAAACACGCCAUAGAGUCAACAGACGGCGCCCAGGGCGUUCCUAAGAAGCACAAUGUCACCUACUCGAAUCCAAAUGUUAACCCGUUCCGUACGCUGCCUAAGGACGCACCGAACCGAGCGGGCAAGGAUCAGAACAGUCGACCUGGUGGUAAUUAUAAUAACCAAGCGUCUUCAAUGGGUGGCGAGUUCCGUGGAAACGGGUACCGCGGUCGUGGUGGCUUCAACGGACCCCGUGGAGGAGGCAUGAACCAAGGCGGCUUCAACCGCAACUUCUCGGGCGGCAUGGGCGGCGGCUUUAACAACAACAUGGGCGGUGGCUUCAACAAUGGUAUGGGAGGCGGCAAUUUUGGAGGCGGUGGCUUUCAACGGGGCGGUGGCUUCGGCGGAGGCAUGCGCGGCGGCCCCGGGAUGCGCGGUGGCCGGGGUGGUAUGAACAACCCGAUGGGCGGCAUGGGCAUGGGCCCGAUGGGUGGCAUGCAGAUGGGAGGCAUGCCGAACAUGAACAUGAUGGGCGGCGGUAUGCCUGGAUAUGGCAUGCCGCAACAGUUCAAUCCGGCUUUCUUCGGUGGAAACCAAGGCGGUGGCAACGACUGGGGCAACCCUCACGGUGCGAAACGACCCCGUCCGGAGUAG